Messenger RNA from Colletotrichum orchidophilum, 687 nucleotides. Its product is annotated as vesicle transport V-SNARE protein. The transcript has 3 exons. The record is from RefSeq and is a predicted model, not a curated record. Gene Ontology annotation, cellular component: Golgi medial cisterna; SNARE complex; cis-Golgi network. Bases 1 to 687 code for a protein of 228 amino acids. Gene Ontology annotation, molecular function: SNAP receptor activity. NCBI's taxonomy places the organism in Eukaryota, Fungi, Ascomycota, Sordariomycetes, Glomerellales, Glomerellaceae. Gene Ontology annotation, biological process: endoplasmic reticulum to Golgi vesicle-mediated transport; vesicle fusion.
AUGGCUGCGGCUUCAGGAAACACGGGCUGGGCCCAGCUACGGCAACAGGCGCGAAGUCUAGAAACACAGACAGAGACACUAUUCCACACCUACUCCCAGUUCUCGACGGUAUCGGACAUCCCGGCAAAGCCCACCGAGGAAGAAAGGACCACAGAGGCAAAGCUGCAAGAUCUCCUCGAGAAACGUGAGAACGUCAUCUCACAAUUAUCCCGCCUUCUCGACUCAGAAGCGACUCUCACCUCCUCCGCCCUGAAACAAAACAACCUCGCCCUCCUCCGUGAGAAACUCGCCGAGCACAAGCGCGACCUCGUACGCUUGCGCAAUACCAUAUCCCAGGCCCGCGACCGCGCCCACCUGCUCACAAAUGUCCGCUCCGACAUUGACGAAUACCGCGCCAAUAAUCCCGAGAACGCCGAGGCCGAGUACAUGCUCGCCGAGCGCAGCCGUAUCGACAAUAGUCACAACAUGGCCGACAGCGUCUUGUCCCAGGCCUACGCCGUCCAGGACAGCUUCAACAUCCAGCGCGAAACCCUCGCUAGCAUUAACCGUCGUAUCACUAUGGCCGCUAGUCAGGUGCCGGGUCUAAAUAGUCUAAUCGGCCGCAUCUCGGCCAAGAAGCGCCGCGACGGCAUCAUAAUGGGCGUCUUUGUUGCGUUUUGUUUCCUGAUGUUCUGGUGGUUCUUAUAG